Molecule: messenger RNA, 446 nt
Organism: Entrophospora candida
Lineage: Eukaryota; Fungi; Glomeromycota; Glomeromycetes; Entrophosporales; Entrophosporaceae
Source: the annotation of a GenBank genome assembly
UAGGAACAUUUUCCUCUUCAGCUGUGACUUUUGAAAAUUUGAAGAUCAAAGUAUUUAUUUACAUUGUAAAAGAAUUAGCAAAGAAUAUAGAUACUAACAAUUUAAAUGGAGAAUAUGAAAGAUUAGAUAUUCUUAAAAAAUCAAUAAAUGACUUAUAUAGUGAAUCUAUUGAAAUUUGGAAUGAAAAAUACAAUGCCUUAGAGAGGUUAAUGAAAAUGCAAGCCAUUAAUGAUAUUUCUGCUUCAUUUUCUGGAAGUGUUGAAAAUCCCAUUGAUAGACCUAUUAUUAGAGAUCCUAUCAAUGAACCUAUUAUUCCUCCAGGUAUCAGAAGGAUUGCUCACAGAAGGAGUGAAACAGCUUGCUAUGAUGAUAUUCGUGAUGUGUUGAAAUUAUUUCUUAAAGAUAAUGCAAAACGUAAGACAGUAAAGUAUACGGGAUGUUGGUAA